AUGGCGGCGGCGGCGCUGCGGGCAGGCUGGUGCCGCUGCCCGCGGAGAUGUGUUGGCAGUGGUGUCCAUCUCCUGUCCAGCCACAAUCUAGUGCCACUGCCCCAUGGUACCUACCAGCUGCCCCGGCCUAGUGGAGAGCUGACCCUGUCCAAAUCCUAUUCUUCUGGAAGCAGAAAAGGCUUUCUCUCCGGCUUGCUCGAUAACAUCAAACAGGAAUUAGCCAAAAACAAAGAAAUGAAAGAAAGUAUAAAAAAGUUCCGAGACGAGGCCAAGAAGCUGGAAGAGUCAGAUGCGCUCCAGGAAGCCAGGAGGAAAUACAGAACCAUUGAAUCGGAAACCCUGCGGACAAGUGAGGUGAUCAGGAAGAAGCUGGGGGAGAUCACGGGCACCGUCAAGGAGAGUCUUGACGAAGUCAGUAAAAGUGACCUUGGCCGGAAAAUCAAGGAAGGUGUGGAAGAAGCAGCCAAGACCGCCAAGCAGUCUGCCGAGUCAGUGUCCAAAGGCGGGGAGAAGCUUGGCCGGACCGCUGCCUUCAAAGCCCUCUCCCAGGGCGUGGAGUCUGUCAAGAAGGAGAUCGAUGAGAGCGUCCUAGGACAGACCGGGCCCUAUCGGCGGCCUGAGCGGCUCCGGAAAAGGAAGGAGUUCGCCGGAGAGAAAUUCAAGGAAGAGAAAGUGUUUGAGGCCAAUGAAGAGGCGCUGGGGGUCGUGCUGCACAAGGAUUCCAAGUGGUACCAGCAGUGGAAGGACUUCAGGGACAACAAUGUGGUGUUCAAUCGGUUCUUCGAGAUGAAGAUGAAGUAUGAUGAGAGCGACAACGCCUUCAUCCGGGCGUCCCGUGUGCUGACAGACAAGGUCACGGACUUGCUGGGGGGCCUGUUCUCGAAGACCGAGAUGUCAGAGGUGCUCACAGAGAUCCUGCGUGUGGACCCCGCCUUUGACAAGGACCGCUUCCUGCAGCAGUGCGAGAAUGACAUCAUCCCCAACGUCCUGGAGGCCAUGAUUUCUGGGGAACUCGACAUUCUCAAAGACUGGUGCUAUGAAGCUACCUAUAGCCAGCUGGCCCACCCGAUCCAGCAGGCCAAGGCUCUGGGCCUCCAGUUCCACUCCCGCGUCCUGGACAUUGACAACAUCGAUCUGGCCAUGGGCAAGAUGAUGGAGCAGGGGCCCGUGCUGAUCAUCACCUUCCAGGCCCAGAUGGUGAUGGUGAUCAAGAACCCCAAAGGGGAGGUGGUCGAGGGCGACCCGGACAAGGUACUGCGAAUGCUGUAUGUGUGGGCGCUCUGCCGAGACCAGGAUGAGCUGAACCCCUACGCGGCCUGGAGACUCCUGGACAUUUCGGCCUCCAGCACAGAGCAGGUCCUCUGA
Rangifer tarandus platyrhynchus (Svalbard reindeer) is the source of this 1365-nucleotide messenger RNA. NCBI's taxonomy places the organism in Eukaryota, Metazoa, Chordata, Mammalia, Artiodactyla, Cervidae. The record is from the annotation of a GenBank genome assembly.